AUGCCAGUCAAGGCCAUACCGAAAGUCUCAAUAGCCCGUAACGGAGUCGGAGCAUACGUGCACCCAUGCAACAAGUUGACGCUACAAUAUUGCAAUUGGGGAGGUUCAUCCACCGGCCUCCGUCGAUUGUUGACUUCGGGUCGAUUAAACACGUUGGCUGCAUCUAAACCUCAAACAGUGUUUGAAAUAUUGAAGAGACUGGGCCACCCAAAGCUAAUAUUCCACUACAACAACCAGGACCGCACUGUCACGGAGGUGGAGAUUAAGAACUUGAAAGAACACGAAAUCCUUGCUAAAAUCGAUGAAUAUAUUCAACGUACUGGAAAUGAGUUGUUCAAAUGCAAUCAUAAGGUCAUUUCUCAAAAUGAUUCGGUUCGAGGUGUGUGGUCUCCAAUGCAUGAACCAAAGGGUCACAGAUAUAGCAUUUAG
Messenger RNA from Lodderomyces beijingensis, 429 nucleotides. The record is from the annotation of a GenBank genome assembly. NCBI's taxonomy places the organism in Eukaryota, Fungi, Ascomycota, Pichiomycetes, Serinales, Debaryomycetaceae.